UCCAGAGUUACUCACACGCCAUUUACUCAUCUUUUUCCUUGCGCCAGCACUUUAGAUUUGGCACAGUUUUACUCCAUUUCUCAUGGGACCAUUGUGCACUUUGACCCAAAGGAUAUCCUGUGCAUUCUCAACACUUGGAGCUCGAGCAGACUAAAAGGCAACAGGCAAGAGCUCUUUCCAGUUUUAUGUACUUUUAUCACGCUAAAAGGACAAACCACAAAGGCAGAUAAAAGACAGACUGCUAGUUUGCAAAGCUGACAAUGAUGGAAGAAGUGAAAGAAACUGCAUCUGUUCUGAGUGUCCAUGACGACAGCAUCAAAGUUACAGAGGUGUUGAAAGACGGGGACACUCUCACCUUUAUCAUCGUAUCUCAAAAGCUCUCUGGUACAGGGGAAUACCAUGUGGACCGGACCUAUGAGGAUUUUGAAUGGCUGCAGCAGCACUUGUUCUCUCAGGGGGAUGUGCCAGGAAUACAGGGAGUCAUAUUCCCUCCUCUUCCUGCAAAGCCCCAGGUGAAUGCAUCUCCCAGAUCUAUAAAACAGCUUGGUUUCCUUGCUUUAGGAGAGUGUCAGCCCUACUGUAAAGCAUUAGAAACGUUCCUGCAGCAGGUUGCUGCACACAGCAUACUCAGCAAAAAUAAAGCCGUGGAGGUCUUUCUGACCAGCUCGGAUCCUCCAGGCAGACAGAAAGUAAAGAAGAACAUUUUCAACAGACUGAGUCAAGCUGUGGAGGAGAUGAGAAAAGAAGGACAUAAGGAUGUGGAUGAGUUCUUUCAGAAUGAACGGGAUCAUAACCUCGUUCUAACCGGCUGCACCAAGACUGCAGCUGAGAAAUUCCUAGAUGUGGUGGCAACAGAGCAAAAAAUAGCAGUGGCCUGUGGACACUUCUCAACUGCUCUGCAUCUCUGCGUGGAACCAGGCGAGGAUCCUGACAAACAGGCUUUCUCUAGGGUUUGUGUGAAAUUAUCAGAAGUGUUUGAAUCUAUAAAGAAAAAUAUGACGAGUGUUGCUGAGAACAACGUGAACACUCUUGGACUGGGCCUGGACCUCGAGUCACGUUAUCAGGAGGCGGAAAGGGAGAUGCUCUUCAGGAGAACCUGCAAACUAGUGGAGUUAGAGAAUGCCCAAAGGAACGUAGAGAAGGCGAAACCUGUAAAGAAGGCUGCUAUGGAAGAAGUGAAGAAAGCAGCAGAGACUGAGUUUGAGCACACUUCUGGAGUGGCUAAGCAGGAGAUUGUACGUUUUCAGGGAGCGCGCGUGGAAAUGCUGCAGCAGGCUCUGGUUGGUUGGUGUGAAAAGCAACUUCUUACAGCCAAAGAAAGUGCUGACCAGUUCAACCAGCAUCUGGAAGUCUUUAGGGGAAUGGCCUAGUGACCUCUCUGGCACCCUCUCAAAUUAGCAUCCUCAGUAAAUCUAAUCAUAGCACGGGGCAACCCAAACCUGUCCUUCACUGUGUUGUGCUGCAGUUUGAUGCUUUAUUGAGUGUAAAUAGGGAAAUGUAAGCAACGGAGAAAGGAUUGCUCUGCUGAUAAUUUCACACACACACACACACACACACACACACACACACACACACACACACACACACACACACACACACACACACACACACACACGCUUUCUUAUUUUCCCCCAUUCUCUAUUAAGAUGUACUCACUCCAAUAAAAUCCAGGUAGAAAUGAUUGUUUUGAGAUCUUAUCAGUGGGUUUCAUCAUCCGAUAACACUGCCGUGCGUGAGCGAAGGUUUAUGUGUUCUAUAUUGCACUGCUGCGUUUGUGCUGAGAAUGUAUUGUGCUGCUCUCUAGCCAGUACAUCAGCUGGGGUCACACAAAAUAAAGUGUGAUGAAUUGAUUCCCAAAGUA
Messenger RNA from Maylandia zebra (zebra mbuna), 1861 nucleotides. RefSeq names its product sorting nexin-5. The record is from RefSeq and is a predicted model, not a curated record. Gene Ontology annotation, molecular function: phosphatidylinositol binding. NCBI's taxonomy places the organism in Eukaryota, Metazoa, Chordata, Actinopteri, Cichliformes, Cichlidae.